Messenger RNA from Colletotrichum phormii, 978 nucleotides. RefSeq lists its product as uncharacterized. Lineage: Eukaryota; Fungi; Ascomycota; Sordariomycetes; Glomerellales; Glomerellaceae. The transcript has a single exon. The record is from RefSeq and is a predicted model, not a curated record. Bases 194 to 676 code for a protein of 160 amino acids.
GCGUGAGGUGUUCUUCCCCCUUCCCCACGAUUUAUGAAUUGAGAUUGAGGAAGAUCUGGAAAGCCUCACUGAGGCCAGACGUGGGCCAAGCAGCGCGUUCGUGCCUUUGCGAUUCCCUCAAUUGCGCAGAACUUGCUGGAGGCCAACUGCGCAAGCCAACGAUUGAAAUGGUAUCCUCAGGUUCCCUAUAUGUAUGGAAGCUUUUCCGUGCCGAGGAUAUGAGGUAUCUCGUAGAUACUAUCGCGAACAUUCAUCUUCCUACAGCUGUAGUCGUGCAUUGCAAUCUGCAAGAAAUCAGUCACUCCAAACACCAAUAAUCUCUUACCCCUUUUCUUCCCCACGAUGUCUCAACGAUCCGCACCGUCAGGCACCAUCACAUCAAAUGGCGGGUAAGCUUUUGCCUCUUUGCCUCUCUGGCCCUGAUCAGUUGGUCGCAGAAGGAAUAUCAAUGCUGACAGGUAGUGGGGUCGGUGUGUUCAGAGCAGCUGCCUAUUGCACGGCGUCAGCGCCUCAGAUGGACAGGUAUCUUCGAAGCCCGAUGGAGCUGCCAGAGAGACUUGUCUCUAUUGGGAACGGCACCUCGUCAACGCGGACGAGUUCGAGCAGUCGCCAGCAGACACAGCGCUCCUUGACAGCGUGGGAUGCGAGAUGGACGCAGGCUGGCCAAUCGUCGUGAAUGACACACCCCUAGCUUGCAUGACGUUGGAAGUCAGCAUUUCGCGCGAGACGUAGAUAAGGAACCAACACGGCCACCACAGGAGCGAAGACGUUUGAAAAGGUCGAAUGGUGUGAAGUGCUAACGAAGCCAAUGUUGCGAUUGUUUGUGCACAAGUCGAGAAAAAGUUGGAGUCGCGAUGGAUGUAAAAAGGAGACAAGAGACAAGAGAUAAGAAGAGAGAAGACAAGAUCACGCAAACGGAGAGAGAGAGAGAGAGAGAGUUGUGUCAAAGGAAGCUGUCUAGAUCUAGACGCCGAGGGG